Messenger RNA from Spodoptera exigua (beet armyworm), 462 nucleotides. NCBI's taxonomy places the organism in Eukaryota, Metazoa, Arthropoda, Insecta, Lepidoptera, Noctuidae. The record is from the annotation of a GenBank genome assembly.
UAGGGUAGACUGGGUACGAUUGAAACAAAGGACGGUUGAAACAGAGUAAAUAUCUCGUAAAUGGUUACGCGGGGAAUAUGGGGUGUAAGGGGAAGAAUAAGCGGACGACAGGUCCGAACCCGAAUACAGUGCCGCUCCACAUCCCGCGCGUUGAGGUUGUGUGCAGGACGCCAUAUUGAUUUUUAUUACACAAAAAUGCCGAGUGUUCGGAUGAGGAAGACUUCUAGAGGGAACAUUGACUUAUCGAGUUAUAGUAAUGCAUAUGAGGAGGUAAAAGCUGGAGAAAACUUUCGGAAAGCGGCGGAAAAGCAUGGUAUACACCAAUGUUCCCUGAUACAUUCGAAAGCGAGAUGCGACCGGUGGUGACGGUACUUUGUGUAAACAGUGGGCACAUGAAGAAUGCACAGAAGGUGGUCUUAGCUACGUUUGUUAUAAUUCCGACUCUGAAUACUCCGAUUAAUG